This is a messenger RNA of Pimephales promelas (fathead minnow), 3870 nucleotides long. It is a transcript of the gene ptpn11a, whose product is annotated as protein tyrosine phosphatase non-receptor type 11a. Gene Ontology annotation, biological process: positive regulation of ERK1 and ERK2 cascade; protein dephosphorylation. Gene Ontology annotation, cellular component: cytoplasm. Lineage: Eukaryota; Metazoa; Chordata; Actinopteri; Cypriniformes; Leuciscidae. The record is from RefSeq and is a predicted model, not a curated record. Gene Ontology annotation, molecular function: receptor tyrosine kinase binding; non-membrane spanning protein tyrosine phosphatase activity; cell adhesion molecule binding.
GUGACGUUUUUCCAAUCGACUCCAGAAAACUCUCUCCGCCGCCGCGGCCUAGCGCUCUUGGACCCUCUUUCUCGUCAUUUUAUUCACUCAUGUCCGUCUGUCCGAACCCAAACCGAGCGGGACCUGCUGCCGUAUGAGGCGCUGAACACGGGGCUGUCGAUUUAAGCGGAGUUUUUACCCGGAAACUGAGUGAAAAUACAGUAACCAGACUGAGGGAGAGAUGACAUCCCGAAGGUGGUUCCACCCCAACAUCACUGGAGUGGAGGCGGAGAACCUUCUACUCACGCGUGGUGUGGACGGCAGUUUCUUGGCCCGUCCCAGCAAAAGCAACCCUGGAGACUUUACGCUUUCCGUCAGACGAAAUGGCGCCGUCACCCACAUUAAGAUCCAAAACACGGGAGACUAUUAUGACCUGUACGGUGGAGAGAAGUUUGCCACCCUGGCUGAGCUGGUGCAGUAUUACAUGGAACAUCACGGACAGCUGAAAGAGAAAAACGGGGACGUCAUUGAGCUGAAAUACCCGCUCAACUGUGCCGAUCCCACUUCUGAGAGGUGGUUUCACGGUCAUCUAUCUGGGCGUGAGGCAGAGAAGUUGUUGACAGAGAAGGGCAAGAACGGAAGUUUCCUGGUGAGAGAAAGUCAGAGUCACCCGGGAGAUUUUGUGCUCUCCGUACGGACCGGAGAUGACAAGACGGACACCAGCGACGGCAAACCCAAGGUCACCCACGUCAUGAUACGCUGCCAGCAUGAUCUGAAGUAUGAUGUUGGCGGUGGGGAGAAAUUCGACUCGCUCACAGACCUGGUGGAGCACUACAAGAAAAACCCAAUGGUGGAAACACUGGGGACAGUCCUGCAGCUCAAACAGCCUCUGAACACGACCCGCAUCAAUGCAGCAGAGAUCGAGAGCCGGGUACGAGAGCUCAGCAAGCUGGCUGAGGCCACAGAUAAGGUCAAGCAGGGAUUCUGGGAAGAGUUUGAGACGCUUCAGCAGCAGGAGUGUAAACUACUCUACAGUCGCAAAGAGGGUCAACGGGCAGAAAACAAAAACAAGAACAGAUAUAAGAACAUUCUUCCCUUCGACCACACGCGAGUCGUGCUGACCGAUGGUGAUGCAAAUGAACCAGGCUCUGAUUACAUCAAUGCCAACAUCAUCAUGCCUGAUAAUGAGACUAAAUCAAACAAUUCAAAGUUGAAGAGGAGCUACAUCGCCACCCAGGGCUGCCUGCAAAACACCAUCAGUGACUUCUGGAGGAUGGUGUUUCAGGAGAACUCUCGAGUCAUCGUCAUGACCACGAAGGAAGUGGAACGGGGAAAGAGUAAGUGUGUGAAGUAUUGGCCUGACGUGUCCGCGUUGAAGGAGUACGGAGCCAUGCGUGUGCGUAACGUUAAGGAAACCUCAGCACAUGAUUACAUCCUGCGAGAGCUGAAGCUGUCAAAAGUUGGACAGGGUAACACUGAGCGUACAGUGUGGCAGUACCAUUUCCGUGCGUGGCCAGACCACGGCGUGCCCGGAGACCCUGGCGGCGUGCUGGACUUUCUGGAAGAGGUCAAAAUGAAGCAGGAGGGCAUAAACGGGGCUGGACCCAUCGUGGUGCACUGCAGUGCUGGGAUUGGACGAACAGGAACGUUUAUCGUUAUUGAUAUUUUAAUAGACAUCAUCCGAGAAAAGGGAGUGGACUGUGAUAUUGACGUGCCAAAGACUAUCCAGUUGGUGCGAUCUCAGCGUUCAGGAAUGGUACAGACAGAGGCCCAGUAUCGAUUCAUUUACAUGGCCGUCCAGCAUUAUAUUGAGACUCUACAGCGCCGCAUAGAGGAGGAGCAGAAAAGUAAAAUUAAAGGACGAGAGUACACCAACAUCAAAUAUUCUCUCUCUGACCUGACUGGAGGAGAUCAGAGCCCUCUGCCACCGUGCACACCGACGCCAACCUGUGCCGAUUUGAGGGACGACAACUCUCGAGUCUAUGAGAAUGUGGGUCUGAUGCAACAGCAGAAGAGUCACAGAUGAGACUCCGACUCCAGCACUGUUCGAAUAACAGGAAUUGCUUUUGUUGUUGCCAGACGCUCCUGAAAACCUGAGAAGUGAUCAUGACUAAACAGAGACGACAAAAAAAAUCAAGGAAGAAAAAAAAAAAAUCCAGAGACCGGUCCACACGAGCUCAGAGACAUGCGGAUGGAGUGAAUUUCAUUUCUCCUUCCAGCUACGUAGCCUUUUAACCCCACACUAAGAAACCACUGUGACCAUCAUGAAGCCUUAUACUGAAUAAACCCAAAACAGCCCCUGCAAAAUCAUGUUUUUUUGGGUGUGGACUUUUCUGAAAUCAAUUCAGGCUACAAUUAGCGCUUGUGGGAAAAGCUUUCGCUAUUACGUUCUUGCCUCAUUCAUUUAUUUUUUUUCCUCUUUCUGGCUCUUUUUUUUUUUUGUAAAGAAAGCGAGAACUCUUUCUGGAAAGCAUUAAGCGUGAUACUCUAACAGAAAAAGGACACUAUCAUCACAUACGCCUUUACUAAGAUAAUUGGGAACAGAAGAGAAGCCAUUCUCAGCCAAGCAAAGGGAUGCUCUUCAUCUUCGCAAUACGGUUCAUUCAUUUUACUUGUGCCAUCUUAGCACUAGUUCUCGAUUCUAGUCCUCUGCCUUCAGUUUAAGCCCAGUGUCCUUAAGACUUUGCUCCGAACAGCAGGAGAACUUGGGUCGGAAAACCCUCGGUUUGCCUUUUUGUCCCCCUGGAGAGAGACAUCCUGAUUUCGAGGACUUUUCCGUGGUACAAAACGUCCGUGUCACUGGCUUGUUUGUGUUACUGAAUUGUUCUUCUGCAUCAGGCCACGGCACGCUGCAGCUGCGAAACCUGUUUCUUAUGAUUUUGUAAUGGUAUUUUGCUGUUUAAAAACACCGUAUGAACUUAAUUUCCAAAUCACUGUUUUAAAAGUGACUGCACAUUUGUAACCCUGAUGAUGUCUAGCUUGUAAAGAGCAGUGGAUAUAAUCAAGGGUUAUUCGGGCCAUCUAUGAUGGACACACUUGACUUGUAGAUGAGUUUUUGUUUUUUGCCAGGUCACAUGUUUUCAUUUUCUCAUUUUUCCUAGUUUUAACAUCUUUAAUCUUUGCUUGCUUCACUAACUCUUAACUCGUGUCCAUCUAACGUUGCUUGUUGUGUUCAACGUCAGCAGUAUUUUAACGUUUUCGCAAGUGCUUCUUUCCGGCCCGGUGUUCAUGUUAUUUGGCCUUGACUUUCUCGCUUUCUUCACCUUGAGUGAUGAGUCCUUACACAUUUAAAAAAGUAGGUGCUCUUUGAGUUGGUUUUCUCAGCGCAUCAUGUAUGUAUCCGCCGUCCUGUAAUGCGUUUAUUGUAAGUGUGUGAGCGUGUUUGUGUCUUAAAAAUACUGCUGUUUGUUUGCUUUUUUGAAGUCCGACUUCGGUCUUUUGUUUUUUCUUUUCUUUUCUAGCUUUGUCUCAAUGAUGUAAAGAAUACACACAUCUGUUUAUGUGUGUGUGUGUGUCAGUGACCAACAUCUUCCUUUUCUUUCUUUUGAAACAAACAAAAAAAAAAGUCGCUCCACGGAAAGCAUUACGGUCCAAAGCAACUAAUGUGAAUUUUUGUCAUCGUGAAGAGAACGAAACGGUUGUGGAACUCAAUGCAAACUAUAUUUUUUAAACUUGUAUAUUGUACAUGAAUAUCUUGUAGAGGAGAAUGUACUUACUAAACAUAUGUAAUUGCCAUUAAGAUAUACUGUAUGUUUAACCCAGCAGCAUCUCUUCUCGUGCCAGACGGUGAGCCUUACACAAGCUAAUAGGGUUGAUCGUGUUGUUCGGCCAUCGAUGCAAUUAACCAACAUGAACUCCUUGAUAACAAUAAACAAGAAGCUCACAUCUUCA